AUGUCUUCCAACAACAAAUGGCACGACUUUCGUCUUGCAUCCACUUUGCGAUCGUUGAUGGGAUCGCAGCCUGACGAGGCUACGACGAGAUCUUUCCGCCAAUCCGGACGAGAAGAAGACAAAGAGGAGCUAGAUCCAACCCUGAAGGACGACUCAAACAAUUCUCAUCGCAGCGAACCUCGCGCAGCAAUGGCCGACGUCGACGAUUACUCUAUUGCUGGCUCAGAAACCGCCGCAGAUAUCGGCGAGCUUCCUGUGGCGGAUGAGGACUUUGGAGCAAUACAAAUGUUUGAUAGCAAUGCCGCGCCUGAGACCUUCUCCUCACAGGCUCCAGUCGCCGUCAUGUCAGAGCACGCUCCCGUGGAAACACCAACAAGAAAAUCGAAACGAGAUAAAAAGGACAAACGAGACAAGAAGCGAAAAUUGUCCCAAGGAGACGCCGCUUCCCCGCCUGUUCCCGAAGAAGAGGACUCGUCGAGGAAGCAGAGAAAGUCAAAGAGAAAGUCGAACAAUGAUGUGGAAAUUGACGACACACAACCAACUGAGGAUAACCCAACUAGUCGCUCUGCAGAUACACCUUGGGGCCAGUUGCAAGAAGAGGAAGCGACUGCAUUACUGCAAGCGAAAAAGAAGCGCAAGCUACCGGACACUGUCGAUGGCAAAGGCCGAAAGAAAAGACGAUCCCAUGAUCAGGAGCCCGAGGGUCAAGAUGGUGAGGCAGGCGCUUCCCCGUUCCUCCGCAAGAGAAAAGAGAGGCGCGGGCUUCCGGGGAAAGCCAUACAUGAGGAUAACGAGCCAGAGUCCGACCCGCAAAAAUCGCCGACCAUCGCGCACCUACGUCGACGGAGCCAAUCACGAGAAGCUCGCUCUAGAGAGAAUAGCGCUGCCAACGAGAGCCAAAUGGACGUCGAUCUUGGGACUGAGGACCGUACGCAGACUGCUGAGGCCGCACUGGCUGAUACCGAUGGCGAAGUUGAGCGUCUGGCUCGUGAGGCCUGGAAUGAGCACCGUAUUGGGCAGCAAGCGUUAGAGGAAAGGCAAAACGUAGGCCAGGAUCCAGAAAUGUCGAACCAAUACCCCCAGGAGCCGUUGAAUGCUAGCCUGGAGGGCAUGGUUGAGGGCCAGGCCGAGCCAUCAAGUGCCAAGUCGAAAAAGUCCCGAACUACUCGAAAGAAGGCUAAGCCAACCUAUUAUGAGCAGGAUCCCAUCCCGAAUCUUUUGAGUGAGGACGAGGGCAACAGGAAUGGUUUGGGCGAGCUGCCUUCGCCGUCUGCCGCAGCGCCAAAGGCUCGAAGAGCGAAGCGCGCCGCCAAGAAAGAAUCCCGUGGCCGCAAGCCGAAGAGGGAAAAACUAUCUCAGUCCAUGCGUGGUGGUUCGGCAGAUGCAGAUGGGGCGCCCGGAAGGGGUUCCGGCCAGCCACGGAACCGACUGACUGGUUUCACGCAAGGUCGAUUCACCGACGCUGAACUUGCGCGCAUAGCUCGAGCCGUAGAGAGCUACCGGACCGACCGUGACAUGACACAACAGGAAGUGAAUGAACUCAUACAUGCUCCUGGUGGAACCACGGCCGGAGAAACUCAUGCCCAACUCUGGUCUCGUAUCUUUGCUGAAUGCCCCGACCGUCAUCGACAAAAAGUCAUCAAUAUCACUCGCAAGAAAUUUCAUAACUUUGUUGCUCGUGGAACGUGGACUCCAGAUCAAGACACUGAAUUGGCGGAACUCAUUCAACAGCAUGGCACGAAAUGGUCAUAUAUAGCAGGUCUUAUCAACCGGCACCCUGAAGAUCUUCGAGACCGUUAUCGCAACUACAUCGUCUGCGGUCCGAACCAGCGGAAGGAUGCUUGGGAUGAAAACGAAGAAGCUCGUCUUACCCAGCACAUCAUUGAGUCUAUGAUGGUGAUUGAUGAAUUGCGAGCCAACCACCCGACGAGAGCCCUAUUACAGAAGAGUUAUGAAGAACUGAUAGACUGGCAAAAUAUUAGUGAGCUGAUGGGUCGUACCCGAAGUCGAUUGCAAUGCAUUACAAAGUGGAAGUCGCUGAACAUUCGGACCCACGGCAGAGAUCAACUUGUUUCAAGCCAACCUGAUUCUCAAAUCUCGUUCAGGCUCGAAAAGGCUCGACGGCAGAUUGCCGCCAUGCCCGUUGAGGAACGAUACCGACUUGUCAUGGCGGUCAGUGCCACCGCAGCUGGUACGGAUGUCAAGAUCCCCUGGCAAAGGCUGGUGGACAAGCCGUUCAGGAACCAGUGGCACAGGUAUACUCAGAUGCUUCUCUGGCGACGUUUGAAGCAGACUGUGCCCAAUUGGGAAACUACUAGCGUGCGAGACUGUGCGCAAUAUCUCAUUGACCAGUAUAACCAAACGGGCGAUCUUGCCGAAGUGCCGGACGAACUCUUUGAUGAUGCAGACGAAAUGCGGUACAUGGAGGCUAUUACUCCGAUUUCUUCCAUAUCCGGUACGCAGGACGACGAGCGAGGUCAAGUCAGCGCAGAGUUUAUUACAGAUUCCGAUGCCGAAGCAAAUCAUGCGGAGGCCAAUGGGGAGACGGCUCAGCUGGAAGAAGGAGAAGGUGGAGGAGAAGAAGAAGAAGAAGAGGGGGAGGAGGAGGAGGAGGAGGAGGAGGAGGAGGAAGAGGAGCAUGAAGAAGACCAACCAGAAGAGCAAGCACCCCAAGAUGUGAAUAUGGAGAUCGAUCCUGCUUUAGCUGAGGCCGGCCAGCCGUCAAUGAUGUCAACUCCUGCCAAGCCGACCUCGGGCAAAACUGCAGCAUGGCGAAAACGUGGCUGGAAACCUGGCGAGGCCGCUGCUGCUGUAGAGGAUUCCAUCGAAGACACUUGGGAGGAAUCACAAGAACCACAACAGACAGAAGAGCACGACUCAUACAUUGACGUCGAACAGUUCCGCAAGAAGAAGACGCCAAGCAAGUUCAAGUCCCCCCGCAACAAGAGGGCUGUGCAGCACUCUUCACCACCCGCAGACGAAGCUGACAGCGUUAUGGAUGAUAUGGAGGACCUUCCUGCGCGGGUUGCUGUCGCCUGA
Metarhizium album ARSEF 1941 is the source of this 3039-nucleotide messenger RNA. Its product is annotated as Homeodomain-like protein. Bases 1 to 3039 code for a protein of 1012 amino acids. Gene Ontology annotation, biological process: regulation of DNA-templated transcription. The transcript is spliced from 2 exons. Lineage: Eukaryota; Fungi; Ascomycota; Sordariomycetes; Hypocreales; Clavicipitaceae. The record is from RefSeq and is a predicted model, not a curated record. Gene Ontology annotation, cellular component: nucleus. Gene Ontology annotation, molecular function: transcription cis-regulatory region binding; DNA-binding transcription factor activity.